UUGCAUCUCUUAUGAUAGAUGAUGGUCUACAUCUUAUCAGAAAAUGAGGACACAUUCACUUGGUGAAGUACAGGAGCUGCUGAUAAAGUGUGUGUGUAUUUGCAUGGACUUAGGGGGGUUGUAACAAGUUAUCAAUGUUAUAGAAUUGUUUUCUUAUCCCUGUUAAGGAGAAAUUAAUGACAAUGAGUAUUGAUUCAAGUACAGAAGAUCCUAUGGAUUACCUUAAACCAAAGUCCAUGGAAAAGGACCCCCUGCUGGGGAAAAUUACACAUGCAAGCGCACCAGCAGGUUUUGGAAGUCGGCACGUUUUGACUCUCUUAGGGUUCCUCGGGUUCUUUAAUGUUUACUGUUUACGUGUAAAUCUGAGUGUUGCCUUAGUUGCUAUGGUAAACUCCUCAAAUAGUGACGCAUCGGAUAAUACUACAGAUUGUAAAAAUGACAUUCCUGCCAAUACAUCAUCAGCUAGUACUGGUGAGUUUGAUUGGGAUACAAACACACAGUCCCAAGUGUUGGGGGCAUUUUUCUAUGGUUACAUCAUCACACAGAUUCCUGGAGGGUGGCUGGCAGAGGUAUUUGGGGGUAAAAAGCUUUUUGGACUCGGAGUUCUUUGCACAGCUGUUCUAACCUUAUUGACCCCCCUAGCAGCUCGAUGGAACUUGUAUGUCUUCAUUGCUCUCAGAAUCGUAGAAGGAAUAGGAGAGGGUGUGACUUUUCCAGCCAUGAAUGCCAUGUGGGGGAAAUGGGCUCCUCUUUGGGAGCGAAGCAAACUACUGAGCUUUACUUAUGCUGGUGCUCAGUUAGGCACUGUGUUCUCCAUGCCUAUCUCAGGGAUCCUGUGUAAAUCAGACUUUUUAGGCGGCUGGCCGUCAGUAUUUUACGUGUUUGGUGCCAUUGGCUGUGUGUGGUUUGUUGUUUGGAUGCUGGUUGUUCACGACACACCUGCUGAACAUCCACGGAUCUCAAAGGAGGAGAGAGAUUACAUUGAGACUUCUGUGGGAACACGAUUAAAAAUGAAGACCCCCUGGUUGGCUAUAUGGACCUCCCCUGCUGUGUAUGCUAUCUGUGCAGCCCAUUUUUCAAACAACUGGGGAUUUUACACUAUGCUAACCUGUUUACCCAGCUAUAUGAAGAGAAUUCUUCAUUUUGAUGUGCAACAGGAUGGAUUUUUGUCUGCACUGCCAUAUUUGGUUUGCUGGUUAUGUCAGAUGUCAUCAGGACAACUUGCUGACUUCAUAAGAAAGAAUAAAUAUCUAAGCACUGCAGCCACAAGAAAACUUGUCAACUCAUGUGGUUUACUUUUACCCGCCAUCCUUCUGUGUUGUGUCCAGUUUGCAGGUUGCGACCAUGCAGCAGUGGUUGUCAUAGUAACAUUUGCUGUAGGCAUGGGUGGACUUUGUAUGGGCGGAUUUAACUGUAACCACAUUGACAUAGCCUCCAAUUUCUCAGGUACACUGAUGGGGAUCACCAAUAUGUUUGCCACAAUCCCGGGAUUCCUUGGACCUGCUGUAGUUGGAGUACUAACCAAGCAUAAGGAUACAAGGGAUCAGUGGCAGAUUGUGUUCUAUAUCUCGGCAGCUAUUUAUGUGACAGGAUGUGUGGUCUUUAAUGUGUUAGCAAAGGGAGAGGAGCAACCCUGGAAUGUUCCAGAACAAUCUGUGUUAGUGUUUAAAGGGAACGCAAUCAAUGAGAAGGAGGAUUCAGACAGCAGUAGGGACAGUAUAACGGCCAACGUCCAAUCAUACUAACCACAUCUUUAUUGAACAACUGUAUAACGGCCAACGUCCAAUCAUCAGUCAUAUUGACCACAUCUUCAUUGUAUUUAAAUUAUCUUUCAAAAGUUUAAGUGCAAUUUUAUGAAUGAAGGUUGAUUGCUUUGUGGUUUAUUAUGAAUUUUUUUUAAUCCUUGCAAUUCUGCUCAUUGACUUGGAAAGUGGAUAUCAAGGUAUAGUAAACAUAUUAGGGAUGGUGAUUGAUGACCAGUUACUUGGUCAGUACAAUGGUAAUUGGUCAAUAAAUCUUAAAUCAGUUACAAUAUAUACAUGUAUACAGUAAAACUUGUCUAGUAUGAAAACAGAUAUUGUGAAUUCACAGAUAUAGCAAAGUUUUCUUGGAUCCCCAGCUAUAUAAAGUUAACAAAUUCCUUAUACAGACAUAAUGAUAUAGCAAAGUAAUUUCACAGGUCUCAGUGACUUUGUAAUAACCGAGUUUUACUAUAUAUACAGUCAAACCUUGUUAUCUCAGACUCAGUGUGACUGAGAAAAAACUUCGAGAUAUCUGAGGAUUCGAGAUAUCCAGGGUAAAAUACUUAAAGAAUAAGUAGUUGAUUGGGACUUCAAAAUCACUUCUACAUAUCCAGGAUAUUCGAGAUAUCUGUGUUCAAUAUACUGAAGUUCAACUGUAGAGAGAGAGAGGAUAUUCAAUGUUUGUAGUUGGAUAUGGAAUUUAUUUCACUAUGAGACAGGAAUUUUUAAUAUUUUCACUUGUGCAAAGCAUGAGGGUAAAUGUCAAAAAUCCUGUCUCACAAGUGAAAUAAAUUCCACAUCUAACUACAAAACAUUGAAUUUUCUGUUUAUUACAUUUUCUUUGAUUUUCUCUUUGCCUCUGUCUUUUUGUAAUAAAGUGUCAUAAGCUGUAAUGUCAUAGUUGAGCAGACAUCAGAUUGUGAGAUUGAAACAUUGUAAACAUGGAUUUCAAUAAGAAUAAUAUUGGAAAACUUUGGCAGUUUUAUUCUCUGUCAGGAUUGUUUAUUUAUUCUAUCUUUUAACGUGCCAGGGAGUUUUUUUUUUUAAACAUUCUUCAUAAAGAGAAGGAAAAUCAAAAAUUUUGCCACACUUCUGAUAUUCUUUCACACUGUGACAAAAUAUCACUUUGAUAUUCUUUCAGACUUUGACAAAACAUCAUUUUUAUUCAAUAAACAAAUUACAUGUACAGUAUUUCACUGUUGAAAAUGUAAUACAGUUGAACUUCGGUAUCUCGAACACGGGUAUCUCGAAUACCAUGGAUAUGUCAAAGUAAUUUUGAAGUCCCAACUGCUUAUUCCUUAAGAAUUUUACCCUGGAUAUCUUGAAAUCUUGUAUAUCUUGAAGUAUUUUCUCAGUCUGUUCAAGUUCAAGAUAAGGGGGUUUGACUGUAUAUGUGUAUAUUUGAAUUCAGUUUAUUAAAGAUUAAAUUCAAAUUUGAAAAAACAAUUAGGGUAUAUAUACAUAAUUUGAUGACAAUUAAGGCUAUCCAGAUUGAAUGGGGGUAGCUUACCCCAUCUAUCCUUUACAUUUGUCAAUAAAAUUAUAUUUAAACAAAGAUGUAAAUUAAUUAUUAUAUUUCUGAUGGAGAUGACUAUGCAGAAUCCAGUUGUGGCAUCAGAUCUGAGAAAUUAUGUUUCUGAUAUCGCAGGCAUGUUUUAUGGUUUUCAUAAUUUUUUGAGUAUAAAAUUGAAAUAAAAUUGAUAUUGUGUUCUGAUUAAAAUAACAGUAUAUUUAAACUGGUUUUUUUUUGUGUAUAUGAAUAGAGUUAACAUGAGAAAAUAAAACACACUAUGGAUACAUGUACAAUUAAACAGCAUAAUCAGUCGGAAUAAGUGGUUAACUUAUGGCACAAUUCUGCAUUCAAUUGUCAUCCCUAAAUAUUUAUAAUGUAUGCGAUCAUCAUGGUUAAAUGUUUUAAAAUAGGAGUGAAACAGUUUACUUUGAUGUGGAUUUAUUGCAGUAUUUCUAGUUGAUUUGAUACACAGUACAAAUUUAAUUCACUUUUUUAUCAGGAUUAUUAUUCAGUCAA
Molecule: messenger RNA, 3771 nt
Organism: Saccostrea echinata
Lineage: Eukaryota; Metazoa; Mollusca; Bivalvia; Ostreida; Ostreidae
Product: sialin-like
Exons: 11
Coding region: 177-1745 (522 amino acids)
Biological process (GO): monoatomic anion transport; transmembrane transport
Molecular function (GO): transmembrane transporter activity
Source: RefSeq, a predicted model, not a curated record